AUGUCAUACAGGCAUCAAAUCCCUAAAUUCGACCCGUACUUCUAUACUCAACCCUUGCAAGGUCCACUGAGCCAAAUGAGCCGAGGAUUAUCACCGGACUGCCAGAGCAUCACAGACGGGAUCGUGUUCAACCCUAGAGGGACAGGAAGACAAGGGGGCCAGUCGAAGCCGUCCAACCGGGGACAAAUCUACGCAACGCCGAUCAUUGCAGCACAUCCUGGCCGGUUGAAGAGCUUGGCUCACGAGUCAACCGGCCAGGUGUCCCACCCAGCUUACAUGGCUAUGUCAAGACACUUCCUGGGCCCAAGGGAAUGA
Molecule: messenger RNA, 315 nt
Organism: Puccinia graminis f. sp. tritici CRL 75-36-700-3
Lineage: Eukaryota; Fungi; Basidiomycota; Pucciniomycetes; Pucciniales; Pucciniaceae
Exons: 3
Coding region: 1-315 (104 amino acids)
Source: RefSeq, a predicted model, not a curated record